CCAGGAAGAGAGGAGUUAGGGGAGGGGGAUGCAAACUUCUUCAGGCCCGGGUCCUUGGGGGGCUCCUAGUCUAGCCCAUUUCUCGGCUCACCACCUGGCUCCUCCCGGUUUCUUUGUGGACCUCCUCCUUUCCCCCCCCUCCUCCCUCUCCGCUUCUCUGGGCGGGGUUGGUCUCCAGUAAGGGGAGGGCUGACCGCUCCUCCCUGCCCCGCCCACCCCUCCCCAUGUGCUUCCUGGGGGGCUGUUGCAGGCCCCAGCAGGGGCACUCUGGGCAGCUGGGAGAAGACCCAUCUGGGCAAGCCUCCCUGCGGCCCCACAGCCAGCCUGCCUACUUCUCUUUCAGGUUUCUCCAAGUGCCUCCCUGCUCCUGUUUGCUUCCCCAUCUCUCCAGGUUUCCGUCUUCCCAGUUCUCUUCCCGGGCUGGUGGCAGUGGGGGCUGUGCCUGGUGGGCCCCACAGAGAUGCUCAGUGCUCGGGAUCGCCGGGACCGGCCCCCCGAAGAGGGGGCAGCUGCAGUGCUCCAGGGCUUCGCCGUGGAUAAGACCUUCCUCUCCUCCCUCAAAGGCAUCUUGCUGGAAACUGAGCUGGCCCUGACCUUCAUCAUCUUCAUCUGCUUCACGGCCUCCAUCUCCGCCUACAUGGCUGCAGCACUACUCGAGUUCUUCAUCACGCUCGCUUUCCUCUUCCUCUACGCCACCCAGUACUAUCAGCGCUUCGAUCGGCUGAACUGGCCCUGUCUGGACUUCCUCCGCUGUGUCAGUGCCAUCAUCAUCUUCCUGGUGGUCUCCUUUGCGGCUGUGACCUCCCGGGAUGGAGCUGCCAUUGCUGCUUUUGUUUUUGGCAUCAUCCUGGUUUCCGUCUUUGCCUAUGAUGCCUUCAAGAUCUACCGGACUGAGAUGGCACCCAGGACCACCCAGGAUGACCAGCAGUGACCCUGAGCUACCUGGCUCCCAGGCCCAGCCAGACAAAGGCAACAGUGCACAUUUCCUUUGUUUCACUAGCCCACAGCCUACUACCUCCCAGCCAGGCCUACAGAGAUGGAUUCUGGCCUGAGAAGUCACCAGAUACUUGUCUGUGGGGCUCAGUGCUCUGAUGAAGCUCCAACAGGAAGGAGGUGUUUUGGGGAGGGAGGGCAGGAGGAAGCUGGUCAUUCCCAAAUUAAAAGAUUCAAAUCCUA
Leopardus geoffroyi (Geoffroy's cat) is the source of this 1176-nucleotide messenger RNA. It is a transcript of the gene CMTM5, whose product is annotated as CKLF like MARVEL transmembrane domain containing 5. The transcript is spliced from 5 exons. NCBI's taxonomy places the organism in Eukaryota, Metazoa, Chordata, Mammalia, Carnivora, Felidae. The record is from RefSeq and is a predicted model, not a curated record. Bases 461 to 931 code for a protein of 156 amino acids. Gene Ontology annotation, cellular component: membrane.